AUAACUCUUGAAACAACAAGCUUUUUUAUAAUUCUUGAAGCAAUUAUAACUCAAUAACUCUUAAAAUAGUUACAACUCUUGAAAAAGCGAAAUAACCCAAACAAAACAUUUUUUCAAAUAACGCUACAGAAUUCGUCAAAUGAAAAUGUCAGAGGAUUCUGCAAUCGCCACACGAAAGCGUUCUCAUCCAAGUACAAGCCCAAUUAAACGACUGUACUCUGUAGUCACUAUGAAUGAAAAUGGAGUGGCUAAGAAGUGCAUAGUGCCUUUGCAUUGGGUAAAUGAAGUAGAUCAAAUAGUUUAUUGGCCACCACAAGGGAAAAAACCGAUUCACUACUACACAAGCAAGUGGUUAACACCAGAUCUAUCGUGGCAAGUAUUUGAAUUAGUAAAAAUAUCGCUAGAAAAAGGUACUCGAGAAAUGUGUAAUGACUGCAUGUUUCUUGAUUCAGAAUUGUUGCAUAGUGAUUUUGCAGAACCUGGCAAUGUUCAGACAUCUAACCCACAUCGAGAAAGUCCUGACAUUAUGGUUGAAAUAGUGCAGAGUUGGGUUGGGCGUUCACCAAAACAUGUAGUAGCGCUUGACUUUUCCUCUGGAUCUGGAUCUGGAUCUGGAUCUGGAUCUGGAUCUGGAUCUGGAUAUCAGUAA
Hydra vulgaris (swiftwater hydra) is the source of this 649-nucleotide messenger RNA. RefSeq lists its product as uncharacterized. NCBI's taxonomy places the organism in Eukaryota, Metazoa, Cnidaria, Hydrozoa, Anthoathecata, Hydridae. The record is from RefSeq and is a predicted model, not a curated record.